AUGCUAAAAGCAAUUCCAUAUAUUUCAGGGAAAAUUGCCCAAGGUCAAGAAAUUGCAGUAAAAAGACUUUCCCAGAGAUCAGGACAAGGAGUGAAGGAGUUCAUGAAUGAGGUCACCCUGAUAUCUAAACUCCAGCACAGAAAUCUAGUGAGGCUUUUGGAUGUUGCAUACAAGGAGACGAAUUCUACCAAACGAACACUGUUAGAUUGGACCAAACGUGUAUCCAUUAUUGAAGGAACUGCUCAAGGGCUUCUUUAUCUCCAUAGUGGCUACAUGGCUCCUGAAUAUGCCAUGGAUGGUCUCUUUUCCGAAAAACCAGAUGCGUGGAAUUGUGGAAGGAAAACACCGCUGGAACUUCUGGACUCUACAGUAGCUAAUUCUUCAUGUUCAGCAAGUGAAGUUGUUCGAUGCCUUCAAUUAGGUCUCUUGUGUGUUCAAGAGAGAGCUGCAGAUCGUCCUUGCAUGUCAGAUGUCAUAUCCAUGCUUAGAAAUGAUACCAUUGUUCUUCCUCUACCCAAAGAACCUGCAUUUCUGGCACAAUUCACCAGUGGUACUGACAGUCAUUCAUCACGAAACCAGAAUAGAGAUCAUUCAGAAAUGAAAUAA
This is a messenger RNA of Coffea arabica (coffee), 606 nucleotides long. The record is from RefSeq and is a predicted model, not a curated record. NCBI's taxonomy places the organism in Eukaryota, Viridiplantae, Streptophyta, Magnoliopsida, Gentianales, Rubiaceae.